Molecule: messenger RNA, 753 nt
Organism: Trichoplax adhaerens
Lineage: Eukaryota; Metazoa; Placozoa; Uniplacotomia; Trichoplacea; Trichoplacidae
Exons: 2
Coding region: 1-753 (250 amino acids)
Molecular function (GO): oxidoreductase activity
Source: RefSeq, a predicted model, not a curated record
AUGGUACUGUAUAUCGCGAUUGCUUUGAUUGCUGUUGCAGCAUACAUUUUUCUAUUCACCAAGAGAGGUAGAAUUAAUGGUAUACGCGAAAAGUAUGUCUUAGUCACUGGAUGUGACUCUGGCUUUGGCCUUUUACUCACCGAACAACUUGAUAGACUUGGAGUUAAAGUUUUCGCUGCUUGUUUGCUACAAAAAUCUGUCGAUGAAAUUGGUCAGAAAUACUCACAUGCCAUUCCAUUUACAAUGAACGUGACAGAUAGUGAAGAUAUUCGCAAAGGUGUAGCGUUUGUAAAGCAAAAGUUACCGGAAAAUGAAGGAUUAUGGGGUGUAGUCAACAAUGCGGGUGUAGUUGGAUGCGGCUAUGCUGAAUGGUUAACGCGUAAAGAUUUUAUGAAAGUCUUAGAUGUUAAUCUGUUAGGAGUUAUUGAUGUAACUGUACAAUUUCUCCAUCUUAUACAAAAGGCAAAAGGACGUGUUGUCAAUAUAGGCAGUCUCCUAGGCAGGCAUCAUGAAACUUUCGCCGCACCUUAUGUAGUUUCUAAGUUUGGUGUAUUAGGUUUCUCAGAUUCAUUACGAAUGGAAAUGAGGCCAUUUGGAGUAUCGGUUCAUAACAUUUGCCCAGGCUAUUUUCAAACUGGACUUGUUCGUAGUGCAUCAGAUAUUAUGCGCCACUUUGAAGCUACGUUGGACAAAGAGCUUAUUUCUCGUUAUGGCAAAGAGCAUAUGAAAGAAUAUUCAUAUUGGAUUGCAUAA